CCAAGAGGUAGAAAAAUUCGUUUUGAAAAAUUAAAAAAAAAAAAUCAAAUAUGCGUCAAAUAUAAAAUAGCUUUUCAAACUCAGUUCUAAUUUUUGCUUUGUAUGGGAGCUUUACCAAAUUCAAAACUUUGAGAUUUUCAUUCCUCCAUGGCGUUCUCCCUCAACCAGCAGUUCACUUUGGUGUCAACCUUUCUUCUUCUUCUUCUCCUAAACGCUUCUGUCUGCGAAUCCUCUCACGGGUUCUCCAGAUAUGGUGCUAGAAUUUCCGGGGAUGGUUCCAGUCGGCACCUGUUGGAGUCCAGGAACACUCAGCACCCCAACAACUGUGGAGAAUUGGUGGCGCAGUCUCAGUGCUCGAGGAACUCAAAAUGCAGCUGGUGCACCAGUGAGGACCUUGAUGAUAUGUGUUUCAGCAAAUCUGAGGCGUGGAGGUUGCCACAACAGGUUUACUCUUGCACCUUGAUCCGGUGAGAUCCAUUCUCUUUUGUUUUUUUUUUUUCUCUGGGAUCUCUGCUACCCUAAAGUGCAAUACGUGAGCUGCAAUUCGUACGAAGUCGUGAGUUGAUGGAGGAUGGUGAUGUUGUAAUUGUAACUUUUGUGGAUUUGUUCAUUCGGUCUAUGAUUUGUCAGAUUCGAACCAUGUUUAGGAUAGAGGAACAGAAGGAGAGGACUUUGUUUGAUCUUUUGCUGAGUAAUUUUGUUUUCUAACUUGAUUUUUUUUU
Vigna angularis (adzuki bean) is the source of this 722-nucleotide messenger RNA. RefSeq lists its product as uncharacterized. The record is from RefSeq and is a predicted model, not a curated record. Bases 148 to 471 code for a protein of 107 amino acids. The transcript has a single exon. NCBI's taxonomy places the organism in Eukaryota, Viridiplantae, Streptophyta, Magnoliopsida, Fabales, Fabaceae.